Molecule: messenger RNA, 1584 nt
Organism: Ostreococcus tauri
Lineage: Eukaryota; Viridiplantae; Chlorophyta; Mamiellophyceae; Mamiellales; Bathycoccaceae
Product: Glutamyl-tRNA(Gln) amidotransferase A subunit
Exons: 4
Coding region: 1-1584 (527 amino acids)
Biological process (GO): translation
Cellular component (GO): glutamyl-tRNA(Gln) amidotransferase complex
Molecular function (GO): glutaminyl-tRNA synthase (glutamine-hydrolyzing) activity
Source: RefSeq, a predicted model, not a curated record
AUGAAAGUUACGGGUGUCCUAGGCACUCGCUCGAGUGGAACGACGAGUAGAAACGUACGAACACGCAGAGAUCUGUCUUGUUCGUCGUUGAUUCGUCGACUUGGUUGCGCGCUACGUGAGGGCAAAAUAUCUGCAAGCGAGCUAACAAGCUUGUAUCUCAAGCGAAUUGAGACAAAAGAUGACACGCUCAAUGCUUUCACAGAAGUUGAUAAGAUCGGCUCCAUCGAGCAGGCGAAGAAAGUUGAUGCAAGACUUGCAGCAGGUGAAGCUCUGCACAUUCUCGCUGGUAUUCCGCUAGCCAUCAAAGACAAUAUAUGCCGUCAGGGCGUUUCAACAACAGCCGGCUCAACCCUAUUGAGGAAACACCUCUCGACAUAUGAUGCUGAAGUUGUCUCAGGUUUGAAGGCUCGUGACUGCGUUUUACUUGGGCAGACCAAUAUGGACGAGUUUGGCAUGGGAAAUACCACUGAGACGGGGCUCGGUCCACCCACUCGUAAUCCUUGGAAUGCCUCCCACGUGCCUGGAGGGUCAUCUGGCGGGUCCGCAGCCGCUGUUGCUGCGCAAAUGUGUGCUGGCGCACUUGGUAGUGACACAGGAGGUUCCAUACGCCAACCAGCGUCAUUUUGUGGCGUUGUAGGGCUAAAACCGACUUAUGGAACAGUAUCUAGGCACGGUCUAGUGGCAUACUGCUCCAGCUUUGAUACAAUCGGCCCAAUUGGCCCAACCGUUGAAGACGUAUCAUAUUUGUUUCAAGCUAUUAAGGGCGAUUUGAAGUCCAUGAAGUAUGAUACGAGUCUCAGACGAUCAGGAGAUAGGAAACCACUUUCCUUUCUGGAAGAAUCUCAACUUCCGUCGAGACCUCUACAAGGUAGACGGUUUGCUGUGAUAGCCGAAGCACUUGGUCCUGGUGUCAGCACGGAGGUGAGAAGUGCGUUUUUGGAAUCGGUCAAGCACAUAGAAGGUAUCGGUGGAAUUGUGGAUCUCGUUACAAGUAGAACGUUUCAACGUGGUUUACCUGCUUACUACGUGAUCGCCUUAUCAGAAGCCAGCAGUAACUUAGCCCGUUUCGACGGCACUCGCUUUGGUUCUGCAAGUUUUACACAGCAGAUCCUCGAAUCUUACACUGAACUCCGACAAGAUACCCUUGGCGAAGAGGUUCGUAGACGCAUUCUUAUGGGUACAUAUAUGUUGUCUUCUGGUUAUAGCGAUGAAUAUUAUACCCGAGCGAAAUGCGCUCAAAAGCAAGUAUGUGAUGAACUUGUGGGUUACUUGAGCAACUAUGAUGCUCUUUUGACACCAGCAACUCCAGAUCUAGCGUACAUAGUUGGUGAGAAGACGAAGAAUCCACUGCAGAUGUACGCUGGCGAUCUGAUGACGGUGAACAUUAAUCUUUCUGGUUUGCCUGCUAUUGUAGUGAGGUCUUGUGAACCUGAGAGCAAUCCGUCGCAACGCUUACCCAUCGGUAUUCAAUUCAUUGGUAAACAUUUUUGUGAGAAUGAGCUGCUAGAAAUCGCGCAUACGUUUGAGACCUCUCAGAACACGCGUAAGAAAUUUCCUGAGGAUGAUAUGCUGUCGAAUUUGUGA